ACUGUUCUGACAGAUUUGGAUUUAGGCCACAAUAAGAUUCCAUCUCCAAAUAAUGUUGGGUCUCUACAUGGACUGUACAGCUCGGCUGAAAGUUACUUUCCACUUUCUCGCCAAACGGAAUUGAAAAAUAUUAUCCUGAAUGAUAACAAAUUUCAAUAUAUUCCUGGUUCCUUCAACACAGUAUUUUUGAAAUUAGAAUCUGUUGAUUUGUCUGGGAAUCUAAUUCAGGAAAUCGAUUUGCAUUCAUUACUAUUCUUAAGAGAAUCUGUGAAACUGAACUUGAAGAACAAUGACAUAAAGAUAAUCGAUCUCUCAUACCUAUGGUCAGUACAGUACAGUAAAAAAUUUGUUGAACUCUCACUUGAGGGAAAUUACCUUGAGUGCAACUGUAUGCUCUAUCAGUUUGCAAGAAUGGCUCAAGGAAAAACCCCAAAAGAAGGGGAUUUAUUCAAAAUUAGAGUAGAGGAUAUUGAUAAUGUAACAUGCAAGAUUCCUGAACGAGGAACUCAGAAAUUAUUGACCGUAGAUACAAGACUCCUAGUUUGCAAGCAGGAUCCAUGUUCAAACUGCACCUCUUAUUGGCGCCCACAUGACGAGAUGCUUAUCAUUGAUUGCUCUUAUAAGGAUCUCAAAGACUUACCAACGUGUGACAUUGAUAAUUAUGGUAUUAGGAAAGAUUAUUUCAUCACCUUAAACAUGAGGAACAACAGCAUUACACAUUUAGAUAAGCUGCAAGAUCCCAUGUAUUCAAGACUUGUCAACUUGACUAUACCGAACAAUAAACUCUCGUUCAUAAACGAAUCGUACUUCCCAGAAAGCUUGAAAGCCCUCGAUGUACGAGGGAAUAAUCUCACGGCUCUACCAGAAUCACUUUUGGAAUUCUUCAAUAUAACAGAUAUGAAUCUCAGCCUGGGAAAUAAUCCAUGGAUGUGUAGCUGUGAUACAAUUGACUUCUUGAACUUCCUACACGUGCCAUCAAGGAAGGUUAAUGACUUUAAUGACAUACGGUGUAAGGAUGAGGCUGAAUCUCUGAUGACCAUCAGUGAGAACUCCCUGUGCCCCUUCUUCAUGCAGCCUAUGGUUAUCAUCACUAUUGUGGCUAUCUUGAUAUUCCUCAUUCUCUUUGCUGUGCUUGGGACUGUCAGUUUUUACAAGUACAAGCAAGGAAUUAAAGUGUGGUUGUUCACACACCACAUGUGCCUGUGGGCCGUAACUGAAGAUGAAAUGGAUGCUGACAAGAAAUAUGAUGCCUUCAUCAGUUACUCUCACAAGGAUGAAGAAUUUGUUAAUAAAGUUUUGGUUCCUGGGCUUGAAUCUGGUGACCCCAAGUACCGAGUAUGUCUCCAUUAUCGUGACUGGAUCCCUGGCGAGUACAUCCAGAACCAGAUCCUGCAGAGUGUGGAAGCCAGUAGACGGACACUGGUGGUGCUCUCAUCAAACUUCAUUGAAAGCGUAUGGGGUCAGUUGGAGUUCAAGGCUGCUCACUCUCAGGCCUUGCAAGACAGAACUAACAGGCUAAUUGUCAUUGUUUAUGGAGAGAUUCCACCAGAAAGUGAACUUGAUGAUAAACUUCAACUUUAUAUCUCCAUGAAGACAUAUGUGAAGUGGGGCGAUGCCAAAUUUUGGGAGAAACUCAGAUACUUCAUGCCCCACCCACAAGAUCUUAUUAAAAAGAGACAUCGUAAGCGUAGGGACACAGAUAAACUUGAACUCUGUAAAUCCGACUCAAAAUUAAGCGUGUGAAUGUGGGAAAGAAAAUUACUUGAUUUUAGAGUUGCUUGUGCGGGAUGUUUGAUGACGCCAGCACAAGAAAAACAUUAACGGGUGUCUUUGGUGUUCGUUGGGAAUUUUGCAGCCUCUCCAAUAAACGUUGUUGGGGAGAUAUGAUGUCCAGCCCCAAUGGGGUUAUUAUUAUUAUUAUUACACUCAAAACUAAAGCUCUAAAUGCACAAGGGUUGCCCAGUGGGGUUAAUUACAAUUUUUUUUUAUUAACACAUCGGCCGUUUCUCACCAAGGCAAGGUGACCCAAAAAAGAAGAAACACUUUCAUCAUCAUUCACUCCAUCACUACAGUUAAAAUACUGCUUCAGAGUGCAGGCACUGUACCUCCCACCUCCAGGACUCAACUGGCAAAAUUACAAAUAUAAAGAUAAAUAUAGUACCCAGAAAUAAUGAUUUUCUGUGAUCAGAUUCAUUGUGUUGCUCGUGGAAAUUAUUUUUUGUGUGAGUUACAGGUGCAGUUGUAUUAAUGCAUUAUUUUGAAGUUAAGAUUAUUAUAGGGAAGCAGCAAACCCAUAAGGAUCAUACAAUAAGUAUAUAUACAUGAGUACAUAAUGUAUACAGAUAUACAUUUGUGUACAUGUAUAUUUACAGUACUUGCACAUACACAAAUGAUUAUAUACGCACAUUUGUGCAUAUGAGUACUCGCCUCAUGUACCUGUUGAGUGUGCACUUACACAAAGGCACAGCCACAUGCUAAAUACACAGAUGAGCCACUUUGAGUCUCAGAGGGUGGCGAGGAAGUUGAAUGACUGAAGUGUGGGAGGGAGGCUCUAUAUGUAGUUUUAAGAGCAGGAAUAAUAGGGCCCAUGAAGCUAGGAGGGAAUGACUGUGGCUAGUGGCAAUUGAGAAGUGCUGCCAGGAGCUAAAACUCAACUCCUUCAGCCACAUGAGUACACAUAUGCACAAGUAUAUAUAUAUAGGUACACGAAUGCAUAUGCACAAGUAUGCAUCUGUGUACACAUACAUAGGUACCUUCAUACAGACACACAUGUAUACAUUUUUAUAUUUUGCUGCAUUAGAAUUUUAUGAUUAUCUUCCAGUAUUCCUUUUGUGCACAUUGAUGUAAAAGGAGGCUGGGCUUGUGGAAUAUGGGAAUACCUUUGUCUGUGUAGCAACCAGAGUACUACAUCUAGUUAUUGUUGUUAUAUUCCUGGUAAAGCAUAAACCGUGUGGGUCAUACAUUGCCUGGGAAAUGGGAAAUAAUCAAAUUCAGUCCAAGAAAGGAGGAGGAUUUCUCCAAUUCCAAAGAAAUAGAGCUACUUUCUUCCUUGGAUCAAGCCAAAUUACCUCCCACUCUUCUGCACAAUGUAACCCCUACAGGUUUAGUGCUUCAUCAUACCUGGGGAGGGUUUCGGGGGUCAUUGCCACCAUGGCCCAGUCUUCUGUGACCAGGCCUUGUGGUGGAUCAGGGCCUGAUCAAGCUGUUACUGCUGGCUGCAUGUAUAAUCAUAAAACCCCACUAAAGUGUCUGUCUAAUACAUAGUCAUUAUUGUAGAUGUAGAAUAUAUUAAAAAAAUAUUGAAAGGCAUUUCUAGCUAUACAGGUUUUAAGACUCCUUACAUUUAUGUAUGAACAAGUUUGAUUUGAGUAUUUUUUUGGCAGAUGCCACCAUCUAGUGAGAGAAUUUAUGACUAAGAGAGCAACAGCAAGUCAUAAGCUGCUGUUGUAUUCUCGUCCAGUGACAUCGUCAAUGGGUGGGGCGUUUUGUGUCCUACCAAUAAAAUGUCAGUUUUUUUGAGUGAUAUUAUUAGUUGGUGGAGCCUUGUAAGAGUUUCUACCAGUGAAAUGCAGGCUCUUGAGUGAUGUCAUUAGUAGGCAGGGUUUUGUAAUAGUUUUUAACAAUGACAUAUGUGUUCUUAAAUGACAUCAUUAAUGGGUAGGUCUUGUAAGUAUCCAACCAGUUUCAAGGACCCCAUGGGAAAUAAGUCAGUUAUGGGUUAUCCUAGGUAAUCUACACAUAUGCUGCUAAUUAACUGUAUUUAUGUGUAGGUGUACCUGAAUAAACUAACUUCAAAGCUCCGCCCACAGACGACAUCACUCGGGUUGGUCAGCACUGUAACUCUCUUAUGACUUGCUGUUACUCCUCUGUUGACUAUGUGUGAUCAUUAAGAAUAAUAAUUAGAGAAGACAUGACAGAUUCAUCUAUCAACCAAUGAGAAAUCUCAUUGCCAACUUACAAUAAUUUAAAUAUACAGUGGAACCUCAAAUAUCGAACUUUCUUUGGUCCAGAAGUCUGUUCGACUGCCUUUACUGAAUGAAUUUAUUCCCAUCAGGAAUAAUGUAAAUUAGAUUAGUCCAUUUCAGACCCUUAAAAAUACACUUAUAAAAGCACUUACAAAAAUACAUUUACAUAAUUGGUUGUGUUGGGAGCAGUUCGAUUUUUGAGGUUCCACUGUAUUAAAGUAUAUAAUGCAGCUAUGUUACAACAUUUCCCGACUGUUAAAGUUAUUUUCAGAUUUGUUGCUUAUUUAUUCACACAAGAGCUAAACCCAUGUGGGUGAUCAAGUUUAAUAUGUUCAGUUCCUGUAAUAUGAUAAACUUGGAAAUAAAUUCAUUAGUUUUCUUUAAAUUUUUAUUGUUGCUAGUCUUAAAUUUGAGUUCUGUGAAAAAUAAUUUUAUUUCUGAGCUAGCAUUCUCUUUUGCAUGGCAUAAAUAGAGGGGCAAAGAUUCACAUGAACUUCACAAGUGAACCUAUUUAUUAUUUCUUUGUAUAGUAAAAAUAUUAAUAAAAA
This is a messenger RNA of Cherax quadricarinatus, 4513 nucleotides long. Its product is annotated as protein toll. Gene Ontology annotation, biological process: toll-like receptor signaling pathway; inflammatory response; immune response. The record is from RefSeq and is a predicted model, not a curated record. Gene Ontology annotation, cellular component: plasma membrane. Lineage: Eukaryota; Metazoa; Arthropoda; Malacostraca; Decapoda; Parastacidae. Gene Ontology annotation, molecular function: protein binding; transmembrane signaling receptor activity.